Messenger RNA from Leptonychotes weddellii (Weddell seal), 3212 nucleotides. RefSeq names its product golgi associated, gamma adaptin ear containing, ARF binding protein 1 (gene GGA1). Gene Ontology annotation, molecular function: phosphatidylinositol binding; ubiquitin binding; small GTPase binding. The record is from RefSeq and is a predicted model, not a curated record. Gene Ontology annotation, biological process: protein localization to cell surface; Golgi to plasma membrane transport; intracellular protein transport. Gene Ontology annotation, cellular component: trans-Golgi network. NCBI's taxonomy places the organism in Eukaryota, Metazoa, Chordata, Mammalia, Carnivora, Phocidae.
GACCUCAGAGUCCCUCAGAAACAUGGUUGCGGAGCGUUCUUCCGGAAGCGGUCACGGGCAUCUUCGUGACGCACGAGUUACAGCGUCCCGUGGGGUUUCCAUGGUGCAGCUCUCGGCCCCCAGUUCCUCCGCUUCCUCUCCUGCCUGAACGCCGUGGACAAGAAGGCAGGCGCCGGGUCCCGCCCGCGACGGAGACACCACCUGGCGGGGAAGAGUUGGGCGAGCAGGUGACGCUCUAGGCGAGCUCGUUCUCGUCUCUAUGGUGCCGAGCGCUCCUUUGCGCCUCUCCCGCGCGUCGGGGCGGACGUUGCCCCUUUAAACGGCGGAGGGCGGUGCCGAGGAGGUCCCGCGAGAGCAGCGGGGGGCGGGGGGCGGUGCCGAGGCUGGGGGCCCGUGGCGGAUGGAGCCCGCGAUGGAGCCGGAGACUCUGGAGGCGCGAAUCAACAGAGCCACAAAUCCCCUGAACAAGGAGCUGAAUUGGGCCAGCAUCAACGGCUUCUGCGAACAGCUCAACGAGGACUUUGAGGGGCCUCCACUUGCCACCCGGCUGUUGGCUCACAAGAUCCAGUCACCACAGGAGUGGGAGGCGAUCCAAGCCCUGACGGUGCUGGAAACAUGCAUGAAGAGCUGCGGCAAAAGGUUCCAUGACGAGGUGGGCAAAUUCCGCUUUCUCAACGAGCUCAUCAAGGUCGUGUCUCCCAAGUACCUGGGCUCACGGACAUCGGAGAAGGUGAAGAACAAGAUCUUGGAGCUCCUUUACAGCUGGACGGUUGGCCUGCCCGAGGAGGUGAAAAUUGCAGAGGCCUACCAGAUGCUGAAGAAGCAGGGGAUUGUGAAGUCCGACCCCAAGCUUCCAGAUGAUGCUACCUUUCCUCUUCCUCCUCCACGACCCAAGAAUGUGAUCUUUGAAGAUGAGGAGAAAUCCAAGAUGCUGGCCCGCUUGCUGAAGAGCUCCCACCCCGAGGACCUCCGAGCAGCCAACAAACUCAUCAAGGAGAUGGUGCAGGAGGACCAGAAGCGGAUGGAGAAGAUCUCAAAGCGGGUGAGUGCCAUCGAGGAGGUGAACAACAACGUGAAGCUGCUGACGGAGAUGGUGAUGAGCCACAGCCAGGGCGGAGCCUCAGCCCGCAGCAGCGAGGACCUCAUGAAGGAGCUGUACCAGCGCUGUGAGCGGAUGCGGCCGACGCUCUUCCGACUGGCCAGUGACACGGAGGACAAUGAUGAGGCCUUAGCCGAGAUCCUGCAGGCCAACGACAACCUCACCCAGGUGAUCAACCUGUACAAACAGCUGGUGAGGGGCGAGGAGGUCAAUGGCGAUGCUGGAGCUGGCUCCGUCCCUGGGAGCACCUCGGCCCUGCUGGACCUCUCCGGCCUGGAUCUCCCUCCUGCGGGCACCACCUACCCAGCCAUGCCCACCUGCCCUGCUGACCCGGCCAGCCCCGAGCAGCCUAGCACCUCAGUUUCCCUGCUUGAUGACGAGCUCAUGUCUCUGGGCCUGAGUGACCCCACACCCCCUCCAGGCCCAAGCUUGGACGGUGCUGGAUGGAACAGCUUCCAGUCCUCUGAUGGCGCAGAGCCCCCAGCCCCGCCUCGGGUCCCUGACACGGACAGCCAGGCCUCCGCGCAGACGUCCCUGCCAGCGAGCAGUGGUCUGGAUGACCUGGACCUCCUGGGGAAGACCCUCCUGCAGCAGUCACUGCCCCCGGAGUCCCAACAAGUGCGGUGGGAGAAGCAGCAGCCGACCCCCCGGCUCACACUUCGGGACCUGCAGAAUAAAAGUAAUUGCAGCUCGCCCAGCUCCGGGGCCACUGGCCUCCUCCACGCUGCGUCCCCCGAGCCCCCCGGGCCUCUGCAGCAGCCCACGACGACUGAGCUCUCGCUGGCCAGCAUCACUGUGCCCCUGGAGUCCAUCAAACCCAGCAGCAUCUUGCCAGUGACGGUGUAUGACCAGCAUGGCUUCCGGGUCCUCUUCCACUUUGCCCGGGACCCGCUGCCCGGGCGCUCCGACGUGCUGGUGGUGGUGGUGUCCAUGCUGAGCACCGCCCCCCAGCCCAUUCGCAACAUCGUUUUCCAGUCGGCUGUGCCCAAGGUCAUGAAAGUGAAGCUGCAGCCGCCCUCAGGCACAGAGCUGCCGGCGUUUAACCCCAUCGUCCACCCCUCAGCCAUCACCCAGGUCCUGCUCCUCGCCAACCCCCAGAAGGAGAAGGUUCGGCUCCGCUACAAGCUCCUCUUCACCAUGGGCGACCAGACCUACAACGAGAUGGGGGAUGUGGACCAGUUCCCCCCACCCGAGACCUGGGGGAGCCUCUAGAACAGGGAGGGGCUGGGCAGAGGAGGGGCAACAGGACUGGGCACCGUCUAGCCUGGGUGGGAGGCUGUGGUGGCCUAGGACACCCUGUGUUCCCAUGGCGAUAUCCCCUGGGCCUGGUGCUUCUCCCCUCACCCCUGCGGCCCCCUCCUUCCUUGCCCCCUCCCCUGCGGAGCUGAACCCAGCGGGAGGCUGGGCCUGGGUUUGCACUGCUGGGGACCUUCGCCACAGGGGGGAGCCUGGAGCAGGGAACAGCUGCGUGGCCCUGGAGGGACUUGGGAUCAUGGGGGAGAAGCAUGGCUGUCGGGCAGGGGCCAGGACCUCAGGCCCAGCCCUGACCCCAGCCUGGGGUGGGGUCAUCCCCACCUGUCUCUUAUGCCUUAUGGGAAGGCCCAGCCAUAACUCGGGGGGCCAUGCUGGCGCAGGAACCAGCUCAGGCCUCCUCCAUAGGAACCGGGUGACUGGUGGGGGGUGACGCCUGCACCCCCAGCUCUUUGCACUCUCUGGUGUGUGGUUUGACUCUGCUUCUCUUUCUCAGUGGCCCUGUGGUCACCAUCUCAGGAGGCCCAGUUGGGGGAGCCCCACCUGUCCCCCACUUCUCGUGGGGGUUUCACUCCACCCGCCUGCCCCCUUUGCCGUCAGGCCUCCUGAGGGGCUGUGGGGGCUGUGACUGCUGGCCCGGAGGUCAUGGCAGACCUGGGUGCCCCGGCUGGGGGCUCCAGGGCCCCUGGCCAAGGGAGGUCCUGCAUUGGAGUUCUCAGUGCGUCUCCUUCAGUCCCUGGCCUCUGCCGGGGCCUCCUGUGGGCGGCUCACCUCUGCCCAUCCAUCUUUCUGUGGGCCGAGUGGGGUCAGUGUGUGAGUGAGAGCAGGAGUAUUUAUGGAAAUAAAACGUCCUUUUCCUGGA